UCUCCGAGGGGACGAUGGGUUCGACACUGCUGACACUUCGGGGUCGAAGUGAAAGCUGCUGGUAAACUUCCCAAGGAUGGACACGAAUCGGACACUUUUUCGACUGUGCAGUUUUCCGGGGUGUAGAUAGUCUGCUUACAAUACCUCAAUCACUUUUAAGCAGCACGUCACGAUGAAGCAAAUGAAGCUACUUCACCAUCCAAAGAGCGUCACCGAUGAUCUUAUCAUCAAUUCGAAAGAUUUUCCGGGAUUGAAGAGCGGAGACAUUGUGGAAAUCUACCUGCCUGACGACACUUACAGUCGCUUAUUGCUCCAAGUUACAACACUGAAAGAAGACCUCCAGAAAGACUCUAUCAGUGUAGAGCAAAGCCUUGCUACUACCUUCCAACUGAAGCCCUAUUCUGAUGUCAUUGUCAAUGUGGUUAAUCCAAAGGUUGUGGCUUUGGACUCGGUGGAGCUCAUUUUCAAGGACCACUAUCUGGCACGAAGCGACAUGUGGCGCUGGAAGCAGGCAAUGGUCAACACAUGCGUGUACCCAAAGAAACCCAUCGUCAUUCACUCGGCCAGCCGCCUCCAGGUGUGCGAGAUGUGGGCCCACGGGGAGCAGGUGGCCUCGGGGGUGAUCACUGAGGACACCAAGAUCGUGUACCGGUCGGCCAGCAGCAUGGUCUACCUCUUCCUCCAGAUGAGCUCAGAGAUGUGGGACUUCGACAUCAACGGAGACCUCUACUUUGAGAAGGCGGUCAACGGGUUUCUCUGCGACCUCAUCGCCAGGUGGAAGGACAUGAAAUGCAACCACGACGUGAACAUUGUGCUGUUCUCCCGCGUGUUCUACGAGGCUAAAAGUAUGGACCAGUUUCCUCCGCACAUGGCCGGCUGCGUUCAGGUGGACUACAAGGGACGCUUUUACGAGGACUUUUACAGGGUAGCGGUGCAGAACGAGCGCAUUGACGACUGGACCCAAACACUGCGGCUGCUAAAGACCUACUUCAGCAAGUACCCCAAGCAGAUCCUGGAGUACCACAACAGGCCGGACAUCAAGGUGCCCACGGCAGUCAUCUCAACGGCAUCUCAGGGCAACUUCCUACAAGUCCUCAACAUGUCCCUUAAUGUUUUUGAGAAGCACUUCAUGGACAGAAGUUUCGACCGUACCGGCCAGAUCAGCGUGGUCAUCACUCCAGGUGUUGGCGUCUUUGAGGUGGAUCGUGACCUCACCAACAUCACCAAGCAGCGUAUCAUUGACAAUGGUAUAGGAAGUGACCUUGUGUGCCUUGGAGAGCAGCCCCUUCAUGCUGUUCCUCUUUUCAAGUUUCAGUCAAAAAACCCUGCUGGCCUAGACAUGAAGGAUGACUACAACAUGCCUCACUGGAUUAACUUAAGUUUUUACUCAACCACUAGUGCACAGUCAUACUCCAAGUUCGUGCCUCGCAUCAAGCUUCCAACACCGCAGCCAAAGCCCAGUCAAGUGAAAGCUCUCGGCACUGGAAUGUAUGCCUGCAGAAGCCAGCCAACCAUCAGGGCAACUGACUGUAUCUCCGUUGUUUACGAUUAUGAUGAAUAUGAUGCCAACAUCUUCAAGGGAUGCUCUCCUAGUCAACUGGGCCCCAAGAUGAGCACCCUGCAGAGAGCAAACGUUCGGCGACGCUCGCACCUCGUCACGCCUCCGCGGCCCCUGAACCAAGACGACGUGUUUGGCGCGGACACGGCCACCUCGUCUCCCACCUACUCCAACGGGUCAUCGCACUCUCGUUCGGGAGCCAUCUCCAUCCCUCGGAGGAGCGCGUCUUCCUACGGCAGCUCGCUGUCGUCCACCCACGGAAACGACGGGGGCGCCUGCAUUCCACCGGAGCCGGAGAGGCCCCGGGCGACGAAGGACGACAUGGAGUUUGUCACCUCUCCCCCGCACCGCACGGUGGUGGGCAGCGCCGGACACGUGCCGGAGAACGUGCUGCAGGAAAAGCGGAGGAGCCAGCAGCAGCCCAGGGCCCUCAUCAACCCUUUCGACCCCUCCCAGGUCACCAUCAAGUUGACAUCCAACAGGAGGCGCUGGACGCACGUCUUUCCCCUUGGUCCCACGGGCAUCUUCAUGCAGCAGCAUCACUACCAAGCCAUUCCGCAGAGCUCGAGCAGGUCCAAUAACCUCUGCCAAGUGCCCACCUUGCCGGAGAGGCCUCAGGCGACCGACCUUGUCAAGAGGCACGCCAAGGAUGCUUCAGUCAGAUCUAGGGCCCUGUUUGGAUCAUCCCUGGGCAACGAGACCCCAAUCGUGGAAACGGGACACAGCUGGCUCUGGGGAACCACGGGCGAGCAGGAGUGGACGCCCGCCCUCACCACGGGGGUAGACUGGAAGAGCCUGGUGAUUCCUGCCUGCCUGCCUGUCACCACAGACUUCUUUCCCGACAGGCAUAGCCUGCAGUAUGACUACGUUAUGUCGGAGUAUGGGCUGCUCUCCGAAGAGCGUAGCACAGAGAUCACCCAGAGCAGGUGUUACAGGGGAGAUGAGGACUACAAGCACCACAAACCCCUGACCACUGAGCAGGUUUACCAAGAGCUAGUUUGUCAGCGUUUGCAGCAGGGGUUCCAGAUAAUCAAACUUCCGCCAAAACCGCAUUCAGCCAACGGAGCCCAGAACGGUCCUGGUCAUAGUGUGCUGCGAGGACACACUCCACACAAUGAAGAAAAGCAGGAGGAAUGUCGCAUGAGUAUCGGCAGGAUCUUUCACACCAUAUCGCUGAGUGGACCGGUCAUCACUGUCACUCAGUACAGGCCACGGCACGCCUCGCGUGAGGUGAAGCCCAUCCUCUAUGUGUACAACCUGCAGGCUCCGGGCAGCGAUUCGUAUGACCUUUCCAAGGUGAUCUUCUCCAGCGAGAAGCUGGAGACCUUCAACUGGAGCUACCUCGACCACUACAUCUGCAUUCGAGGGGAGCGAGAAUAUGGCCUCAAGGAGACCCUCAAGUAUUGGCGCCUGCGGAUGCUGGUGCUGCCGGGCUCUCAGGCGGCCACCCGCAAGAUCAUAGAGGCCAAGGACUCGAGGUGCAGGUGCGACAUCUAUCCCGACUUCACCACCGACGACGAGACUGCCCAGCGGGAGGCCUUUCUCAAGUUCCUCGAGAUCAUGAACAGGAUACGCAGGCCACUCAGCACCAAGCGCUCCAAGUCUGUGGGUGCCUGGGGCCGCGCUGCCAGGGGUCCGCUGCGUCUCAGCAUGAGUCACCAGGGCUCCCCGCAGCUGGCGUCCCCGCAGUCGGGCUCAGCAGCGGCCUACUCGACGGGGGCCUUCCGCAACCGCGUGAGCAGCAACCGCAUCCACGACCGGCCCAGGGGCCACCACCUGGAACACCUGCGGGUCGAUUCUGCUCUCGCGGGAAAGGCCUCCGCGCCUGUGGAUGCGGACUCCAAGAGUGGUGGAUCUAACUCCUCGUUGGAAGCCAUGCAAGAGUCGACGGGUGCGGAGACUGCAGAGGAGAAGAUCCAAAGUGACAUCAAGUGCCUGACGAUGUCCACUCUAUCAGCUGAAAUUGUGGAGGCUAUGAAGCAUGCAAGUGAGGGCAUCUGCUUCCUUCCAAAGCAAGGCGGUGUACCGCAGCACUCCUUCAUCAGCGCUGAAGCGACUGCCUGGGCCAAGGAUCAUGUGGAUGGAGCGCAUACCGACAUCGAGGCAACACAUCUGUUUCAGAGGCUGCUCGAAGAAUCGUACAUAUGCCAUGCAUCAGGAGAGACUGCUCACCCUUUUAUAAAUGGGUUCUACAUCUACUACCUGAUGGAUAAGACAUUGAAAGGCGUCGAGCCGGACGACGUCGACUUGGAUGCCUAUCAGCACGAAUGGAUAGAAGUUGAACUCCUUCCACAGGCUCCACAGACCGAGGACAGCUUCGGUGACAUGGACGUGGAGCCGGACCUGAGGAAGCGCUUGCUGUUUCGCAACGUGAACAUCGACAUUGACGCUGGAGGACGCAGCGACAGACCUGAGUGGGGUCAGGCCCAGUAUCACAACAUCUUUCAGCCUGGCGAGGCCUUUGAACUGAUCGUCGAGUGGAUGGUGGCUACGGGCUACAUCAUUGCAGACCUGGUGCUGGGCUGGGCACGCAAGGCCAACAGCCAGGGCCUUCAGCUGGUUCCCAUUCCCAGCGACCCCUUUGUGCUGCCGGGGACGCUCAAGUCGGACCCUCUGAGGGGAGCCAUCUUCGUGCCCCUGCACGUCCACACACUGCCGGAGCCCGCCCCGCAGCUCCUCAAGGGGGAGGGUCUGGAGGACUUCCAGGAGUUCAUAGUGCACAGGUUUGGGUUCAUCUCCCUGAGGGACCUCCAGGCGGACGCGGAGCACAGGACUUACGUGCACACCACGGGCGGCAUGUUCGUCAUGAUGCCUCGCACGCUUAGCCUGGCAGACGCGGCCGUCUCGCCCGACACCCUGGCGGAACCGCUCUGCUGUGAAGCUGGGUUGAUGGGGCCACUUUUGGCACUGCAGGAAGAACCCACCCCCCAUCCGGUGCCCCCAAAAGUGGGGUACCUGUGGUCGUGGAACUACAUGAUUACCAAGCGGUGGAAGAACACGGCCACCAUCGACGAGCAGUUCAUGCGGACGGUGAUGCACGACUUCCGCGCCCUGUGCAGCGACCAGGAAGGCCGCCUGGCCAAGACCUUCGACACCUGGCUGGCCACCUGGGCCCCGGGCCCGCCCGUCCUGGCCCAGGACCUCUUCUCCCAGAUGGAUCACUGAGGGCCACUCCCCAUGUUCGCGUUUCUUUUGCAAGCGCUCGCGACGAGACGACGCCACACUCCAUCUCGCGAGUUGCACGCGGCGCCGUAGAAGCUGCGGGUGGGAGAGAGUUGAGAGAGACGAAUUCCGCUUUUGUACGAAUUUCCAGCGACGGUCGCUAAUCCCAGAGGGGGACAAAAGCGACGCGGGGGUUCACGAUAAUGCCUUGUCACGUGACAAUGCAAUGCACACACACUUGCGACCAACCUGAGCAGGAGGCGUCCGUCGUUAGAUUUACGACUCUCUUCGUGGUUCGAGCUGCUGCUUCUCUCGAACCUAGGAACACGCGGACUCACUGGCAAAUAUGAUACGUGGAAAUUUUUUUUUAAAUUUGAUAUGCGUCAUAAUUUUAGCGUGGGAUCGAAAUAAUUUCUACAUCUUUAGUGGCGACCGUUUCCCAUGGAUAAUACAUAAAUUCGAUCUCGCAACUGCCUUACAAACUUCGGUCUAGUUGUGCCAGGAUCGGAAGUGUUUCCAGGGCCACCCGACGGUGCCAGUCUGUCUGCUCGUCGUAAGUGUUUGCAAGCGGUUGCAAUGCAGUUGACCGCACUAAAACAAAUGUGUGAAUGAGCCUCAAUUCCGGCCCAGUAAGGCUGGCCAAAGCGGUUAGAAGUCGGCGUCUCAAGGAUGCGAGCCUGUGGAACCCUGCCGGUCGUCCCCAUCGCCUGCUGCUGAGCAAUGGCUCGCUCGUUUUCUCAACAGGGCAGAUGCCCGUGUACAUAGUGUGACAUAUGGUGCUCGUGUUUCGACAAACUGGAAUUAAAAUGUAAUGAUUUCUUUGGA
This is a messenger RNA of Ixodes scapularis (black-legged tick), 5545 nucleotides long. It is a transcript of the gene Iml1, whose product is annotated as GATOR complex protein Iml1. Gene Ontology annotation, cellular component: GATOR1 complex; lysosomal membrane. Gene Ontology annotation, molecular function: GTPase activator activity. The coding region runs from base 173 to 4723 and encodes 1516 amino acids. Gene Ontology annotation, biological process: cellular response to amino acid starvation; positive regulation of autophagy; intracellular signal transduction. Lineage: Eukaryota; Metazoa; Arthropoda; Arachnida; Ixodida; Ixodidae. The transcript is spliced from 36 exons. The record is from RefSeq and is a predicted model, not a curated record.